This is a messenger RNA of Penicillium riverlandense, 1992 nucleotides long. RefSeq names its product GMC family oxidoreductase. Gene Ontology annotation, molecular function: oxidoreductase activity, acting on CH-OH group of donors; flavin adenine dinucleotide binding. The coding region runs from base 1 to 1992 and encodes 663 amino acids. Lineage: Eukaryota; Fungi; Ascomycota; Eurotiomycetes; Eurotiales; Aspergillaceae. The transcript is spliced from 2 exons. The record is from RefSeq and is a predicted model, not a curated record.
AUGUCUGAUAAUAGCCGCACUGCGCAAUACGAGGACCUCCAUACGGCACAGGGCGCCUCAACCAACAUGCGGCGUUCCGACGCUGCCAGCGAGUACGAAUAUAUUGUCGUCGGGUCCGGCCCAGGAGGCGGCCCAUUGGCGGCAAGGCUAGCGAUUGCUGGCUAUAAGGUGUUGCUCAUUGAUGCUGGCGAUGACCAGGGCAACGCAACUAGACAGCAGGUCCCCGCGCUUCAACUUCAAUCCACCGAGUAUGAGCCAAUGCGCUGGGACUACUUCGUCCAGCACUAUUCGGAUUUGGCCCGUCAAAAGGAGGACUCGAAGAUGACAUACCGCACACCGUCAGGAGAGCUUCAUGUUGGACCUAAUCCGCCUGCCAACUCGGAUCCUCUGGGAAUUCUGUAUCCCCGUGCCGGCACUCUAGGUGGUUGCGCGGCUCACAAUGCAAUGAUCACUAUUUACCCAUAUGAGAAAGACUGGGAGAACCUCGCCGCCAUCACCGGGAAUGACUCUUGGGCUCCGGACGCCAUGCGUAACUACUUUGAGCGACUCGAACGUAACCGCUACAUGCCCGAGGGCACCCCUGGUCAUGGGUUUAACGGGUGGCUUACGACAAGCCUUACACAGCUCGGGCUUGUAGUGGAAGACCAAAAGCUUUUGUCUCUUGUUAUUGCAGCCGGUUCAGCUGCCGGGAGGGGUCUUCUCGGCACACUUGUCAACACAGUGACUGGCUUGGGCGAAAUUCUGCUUCGAGAUCUCAACAACGAUGAGCCAGAUCGUGAUAAGCAAACCGGCCCGUAUCAAGUUCCUCUUGCCGUCGAUGUUCCUUCUUACAAACGCACUGGCCCUCAAGAAUUCGUUAUGGACACUGCCAAUGCUCUCAAUCCCGAUGGUUCGCGAAAGUAUCAGCUCGAUAUCCAGCUGAACACUUUGGUUACCAGUGUCCUGUUUGACACUUCUGGUCCUAAGCCACGUGCAGUCGGAGUCAACUAUCUCAAGGGACAAAGUCUGUACCGGGCGGACCCGCGCUCCGCACGCUCUGCUGCCGGUGUUCCUGGAUCUGUGAACGCCACGCGUGAGGUCAUUCUCUCCGCUGGAGCUUUCAAUACGCCCCAGCUACUGAAACUAAGCGGUGUUGGACCAAAAGAAGAACUGCAAAAGUGGAACAUCCCCGUUCUGGUUGACCUCCCUAGCGUUGGUACCAAUCUUCAAGAUCGGUAUGAGACGACAGUGGUUGGAGAGAGUCCGACGGACUUUUUCCUGACUGCGAAGUGCACGUUUAUGGAGACAGCACCGGAUCCCUGUCUCGAGAACUGGUUGUCCAAUGACGUUCCUAUCCUCAAGGGUGUAUACACUACCAAUGGAAUUGCGAUCGCGGUCAUUCGCAAUUCUACCACUUCUGAUGGCGACCCAGAUCUCCUGAUAUCUGGUGCUCCGGCUGACUUCCGAGGCUACUUCCCCGGCUACUCAUCUACUUCUCUGAAGGAUGCCCGGCACUGGGCCUGGAUCACGCUGAAAACACGGAGUCGCAACAAUGCAGGAACAGUUCAACUACGGUCCACAGACCCGAGGGACAUGCCAGUCAUCACUUUCAAUUCCUUUGAUACUGGUGUCACUGCGGAUGGUGCUGCUGACGAGGACUUGCAAGCUGUGUAUGACGGGAUGCAGUUCUCUCGACAGAUCUUCAAUGACCUCAUUCCCUUGGACGGUGGGUUCACUGAAGUGUGGCCCGGUCCCAACGUCACUACGGAAGCAGAGAUGAAGGACUUUAUUAAGAGGGAGGCUUGGGGUCACCAUGCCUGCUGCACGAACCCCAUCGGAGCAGACGAGGAUGCCAAUGCUGUGUUGGAUGGUGAUUUCAGGGUCCGCGGUGUCGAUGGCCUUCGUGUUGUCGAUGCUUCUGUCUUCCCGAAAAUCCCCGGUUACUACAUCGCUCUACCGAUCUAUAUGGUCAGUGAAAAGGCCGCCGAGGUCAUCAUUGCCGAUGCGGUGUGA